Aspergillus pseudonomiae is the source of this 2775-nucleotide messenger RNA. Its product is annotated as DEAD/DEAH box helicase. The record is from RefSeq and is a predicted model, not a curated record. The coding region runs from base 1 to 2775 and encodes 924 amino acids. NCBI's taxonomy places the organism in Eukaryota, Fungi, Ascomycota, Eurotiomycetes, Eurotiales, Aspergillaceae. The transcript is spliced from 9 exons. Gene Ontology annotation, molecular function: nucleic acid binding; ATP binding.
AUGUCAGCGCGGUCCGGUCAGCCAUUUCAGUUCCAUGGCUUCCAGACCACCAUUGAUGUUGCUCGUCAGCAAAAUGACCAGGACAAUGCUCAUAAAGUUCCCGUUCCAAGUCACCCUACCUCUACCAGCCACUUGAAUUCUCGUCCAGUCGAUUUUGUCCGGCCUUCUGUGGCCCCUUCCAGGAGUCGUCUAACUGCCAGCGAGAUCCGUCCUGUGGCGGCAAGUAUACUAGAAACAAAGGAGGAGCAGCAACCGGAAACAGUCCCCAGUGAAGACUAUGUCUAUGACCCUUGUUUAUUCUUAGAAAAUCCCCGGUAUGGAUUGUCACCGGCGCUAGUAUCUAACUUUGCUUCUGUUGGUGUCAAAAGCAUCUAUCCAUGGCAGGCUUCAUGUCUGCUUGCCCCGGGUCUACUUGAGGGUGAAAAGCAUUUGGUCUAUACGGCCCCUACAGGAGGAGGGAAGUCUCUUGUAGCUGAUGUUCUGAUGCUGAAACGUAUCAUCGAGAAUCCUUCUCGUAAAGCCAUUUUGGUUCUUCCAUACGUCGCACUAGUCCAGGAAAAGUCGAAAUGGCUUAAACGCAUGGUUCAGGAUGUUGAAAAACGCAUCGACGACAUCGAUGAUCAAGCAGGUGGUGCAAAUCCAUACCAUCAACGUUGGAAGAAGCUACAAAAGUCGAUCCGAGUCACUGGUUUCUUCGGAGGAAGCAGGUCAACCGAUACCUGGGCCAAUACAGAUAUUGCGGUUUGCACUAUUGAGAAGGCUAAUUCACUCAUCAACACUGCUAUCGAAGAACACACCAUCGGAGAUUUGGGUGUCGUUGUCCUGGACGAGCUGCAUAUGCUUGAUGAUGAGCAUCGCGGGUAUCUUCUGGAGCUAAUGGUCACCAAGAUCCUUCUGCUGCAGCAGGAUAUCCAGAUCAUUGGCAUGAGCGCCACUUUGUCGAACACUGAAUUACUUGCAGAGUGGAUGAAUGCAAAUUACUAUAUCUCAACAUAUCGGCCUAUUCCGAUCGAUGACUAUCUUGUAUAUGAGAACGCGAUUUAUCCCGCAGAAACCUCGAGGCAGCUAUUCCAGACAAUCACACAAUCUCCAUCAAUGUCCACCAUAUCCCUUACGGACACUAUGCCUCCCCAUCGUAUAAUCCAGCCCCCAACAUCUCGAGCAUUUGCAAAUCCAACCACAAAUGCGACGGUAGCGUUAUCAGUCGAUACGGCUGCUGCAGGAUAUGGUGCAUUGGUUUUCUGCGGUAGCAGACAAGCUUGUCAACUUCAUGCUUCUAUCAUUAGUGAAGCAAUGCCAAUACCAGCCGCAGUAGAUCCAAAUGAAUUAAGCAGACGAUUGGACCUGCUCGCCGAACUACGAAGUCUUCCAAGUGGUCUUGAUCCAGUUCUCGAGAAUACAUUAGUCAGAGGCGUGGCUUUUUACCAUGCGGGCAUGACAACAGAAGAACGUGAUUUCAUAGCGCAGGCUUACGAUCAAGGCGUUUUGAGGGUUCUCAUAGCCACUUGCAGUCUUGCGGCCGGAGUCAAUCUUCCUGCCAGGAGGGUCAUUAUUAAUGGUGUUCGGAUGGGACGUGACUUGGUGGGACCAGCAAUGCUGCGCCAAAUGUGUGGGCGGGCUGGUCGCAAGGGAAAGGAUGAGGCGGGCGAGACCUACCUCAUUUGUGGAAAGUCCGAGCUACAGGCAGUCUGCGAUCUGCUGGAAGCUGGUAUGCCAGCAAUUGAGAGCUGUCUAACGCCAGAGAAGCGUGGCCUCAAGAGGGCGAUUCUGGAAGCUAUAGCCACGGGCCUCGUCUCUGGUUUUGAAGCGAUCAAGGAUUACGUGAAAUGCACCCUUCUUUAUCGGACCACAGACAAAAAGAUAGUGUAUAAUGUUAUGAACGCUGCGCUCCAAGAAUUGGUCAGCGAAAAUCUUUUGCAUCAAAACGGUGACGAAUCAUAUGUUGCGACCCAACUUGGCCAAGCUAUUGCUGCAUCUGGAUUCGCACCUGAGGAUGGUCUUUUUAUUAACGAAGAGCUAAGCCGAGCGUUACAGGCUUUUGUGAUGGAUGGUGACAUGCAUAUCUUCUACAUGUUCACCCCCCUCCAGGUAGCGACGACCACACAAAUCAAUUGGCCCAUUUUUCGAGACCAGCUAGACAACCUUGACGAAAGCGGGCUGCGUGCUUUGCAAUUUGUUGGUGUUCAGCCGGGCUUUGUAAACAGAAUGGUUCAGAGCGGUUCAUCUCUCAAAGAGGACACUCCAGAGCAGAUCAAACUGGCCGCCGUCUACCGUCGCGCUUACACCGCGCUUCAGCUUCGUGAUUUGAGUAAUGAAGUCCCCCUAUCGGUGGUCGCCAGUCGUUACCAGACCCCUCGCGGGACAGUUCAGUCAUUGGCCCAACACUGCCACGGGUUUGCCGCUAGUAUGGUCAAGUUCUGUCAACGCAUGGGCUGGGGCAUGCUUGCAGCAGUCCUUGAUCAUAUGCGGAUUCGGUUGGAAGCCGGUGCUCGUGCUGAUUUAUUGGAGAUGGCUCAAGUCACAUACGUCAAAGGCCGGCUAGCUAGGUUACUACGAGACAAGGGGUUCCGAAACUUGAGGGCGUUGGCAGAGGCCAAUGCAAAGGCCCUUGUUCCCAUAUUAAUGAUGGUAAAUCCACGAAAAGCACAGAGAAGCCAAGCCCACCCCUCAGAAGCACAACGGUAUGCCAAAAAAUUGCUUGCCAAAGCAGAAGUAAUUGUUGCAUCAGCAAAUAAAGUUUGGGAACGUGAAAUGCAAGUCGAACUGGAUGAGUAA